Messenger RNA from Chinchilla lanigera (long-tailed chinchilla), 2719 nucleotides. RefSeq names its product zinc finger protein 682-like. Lineage: Eukaryota; Metazoa; Chordata; Mammalia; Rodentia; Chinchillidae. The transcript has 4 exons. Gene Ontology annotation, biological process: regulation of DNA-templated transcription. The record is from RefSeq and is a predicted model, not a curated record. Bases 146 to 1837 code for a protein of 563 amino acids.
UGUCCGGCGCCCGCCAUCUUGGCAACGUACUUCGCGUCCUCUCUUUGGCUGUGUAGGCUCACGUGACUCGGCCCCGUCUCCGGCUCCCUGUAAUCUUUAGGCGUGGGACGUACACAAGGAGAUCGCCGGGCCCCUGAAACCCGAAAUGGAACUAUUGACAUUCAGCGAUGUGGCCAUUGAUUUCUCCCCAGAGGAAUGGAAGUGCCUGGACCCUGUUCAGCAGAAUAUGUAUAAGGAUGUGAUGUUAGAGACUUACGGAAACCUGAUCUCUCUGGGUUUUGCUGGCUCUACGCCUAACCUGAUCACCUUUCUAGAGCAAAGCAAAGAGCCCUGCAGUGUAAAGAGACAAGAGACAUCGGCUGUAUACCCAGCUAUGUCUUCUCAUUUUACCCAAGGCAUUUCAUCAGAAAAUGGCAGAAAACAUUCACUCCAAAAUGUGACAAAGGAAAGGCACAGUAUUUGUGGCCAUGACAACUUACACUUCAAAAAAGAAUGGGAAAAUGUGGGUGACUAUGAAGAUCAGAAUGCAUAUUAUAAUGGUUGUAACAAAUUUGUGACAACAAAAGAAAGCACAGCCUUCGUUGCCAGCAGAGAUGAAGAACAUAGAACAUUUCAGAAAAAAACGAAGUUUGUACCUGCUACAGUUAAAGACCCAUAUAUUUUUGUAGGUGAACGUUCACAUCAAAUUUUGAAACAUGCCUAUUCUCUUAAAGGAAAUCUGGGAAAUCUAAGAAUGAGAUCAGCCCAUGCUUCCAUUCAUCACUUGAAAAGUAUUAAAUAUAGUAUUGGAUUAAAUUUUGAACCAUUCAUUUCAGUAGACAAUAAAUUUAAAAGUGAAGAGCAAAUUCCUAAAUGUGAUGAGUUUGGUUCUUUCAUGAAAGGUUUAUUCUGUAAUCAGCAAUACCAAGAUGUAUAUCUACCCAGUACCAAGGUAAAUAAUUUUCAUGAAUAUGGGAAGUUAUUUACCCAUCCAUUAUCACCCAGUCAAAAUCUAGAUAUAAGAAUCUACAGUUGUAAAGAAUGUGGUAAAGCUUUUAAAAGUUCUUCAAAUCUUACUAGACAUGAGAAAAUUCAUAAUGGAGAGAAACCUUAUAAAUGUAAUGAAUGUGGGAAAGCCUUUAAUAAUUGCUCAUACCUCAGUCAUCAUCAGAGGAUCCAUAAUGGAGAGAAGCUAUACAGAUGUGAAGAAUGUGGCAAAGCGUUUAACUGGUUUUCACACCUUACUCUACAUCAGAAAAUUCAUACUGGAGAGAAGCCAUACACAUGUGAAGAAUGUGGCAAAGCCUUUAACUGUCGUUCACACCUUACUCGACAUCAGAGAAUUCACACUGGUGAAAAACCCUACAAAUGUGAAGAAUGUGGCAAAUUCUUUACUCGUGGCUCAAAUCUUACUCAACAUCAGAGAAUUCAUACUGGAGAGAAACCUUACAAAUGUAAUGAAUGUGGCAAAGCCUUUAACAAGCGCUCAAACCUCUCUUUACACCAGAGAGUUCAUAUUAGAGAGAACACGUACAAAUGUGAAGAAUGUGGUAGAACCUUUGGUACUUGGUCUACCCUUUCUCUACACCGUAGAAUUCAUGAUGGAGAAAAACUUUACACAUGCAAAGAAUGUGGGAAAGCCUUUAGCUAUUCUUCUGUCCUUAGUCGACAUCAGAGAAUCCAUACUGGAGAGAAGCCCUACAAAUGUAAAGAGUGUGGCAAAGACUUCAGACACGAUAUAAGUCUUACACGACAUCAUAGAAUUCAUAGUGGAGAGAAGCCUUACAAAUGCAAGGAAUGUGGUAAAGCCUUUAUUCGGUGCUCACAUCUCACUCAGCACAAGAGAAUGCAUACAUGAUAGAAUGUUUUCAGAUGCAAACAGUGUGGCAUAACCUUUAACUUUCCUACUGUCUUUAGUAAAUACUUGAUGAUUAUUAAUGGAGAGAAGCCAUACAAAUGUAAACAAUGUGGCAGCAUUUCAAAUGGCUCAACUUAACAGAAUGCAUAACAAUGGAGAGAACACUUUCCAGUGGAAAGAACACUUACUCUACAUUACAGAAAUUAUACUGGAUAAAAGCCCUACAGUUGUAAAGAAUUUCUCAAAGUCAGUAGUAGUUGAAACCCUGCAAAUACAAAGAUUGUGGCAAGACCUUUAAUGGAGGUUCAGUCCUAAUUCAACAUGAACCCAGGGCCGUUAAACUUCACACAGUUUGGACAAUGUUACUUCUUUAAAUUAUUUAUUUUGUGUUUUUGAAAUUAUGAUUAUAGAAGUGUAAUAACAAGCAGUAGAUGUUUGAAUCCUAAAUUUCAAGUUACGAAAUUUUAUCCUAAUUACUUUCCAUGUGUCACAUUUGGGCCUAAAAUGCAUAGAGUUUGACAUUAAUUUACAUUGACUGAAAUAUAGUAACCUUAAAAUUUAAUUUUAAACUUUAUAAAUAAGAGAACUGUAGAAAUAUUUAUUAUGGUUAUGAGUUUAUGAGUUUGUAUCUACUGAUAAGGGAUGGGAAUUUGUGAAACAAAAGUUUUUUUUUUAAAGAGUUGGUCCUUUAUUAGCAAACCAGAAACCUCAUCUAUUUGAAAAAUGUGUUGUCUAUACUAAAUUUAUCUACAUCAAAUGUCAUGGUUCCUUCUCUAAAAUCUCCCUAUACUAAAUGUGCUUUUUUUCCACUCGUUACUUAUGAAAGAUCUUAAAAGGAUUAAUACAUAAAUGUUUAUAAAAUUUUUAUGAUCUGUUCAGAGA